Molecule: messenger RNA, 435 nt
Organism: Kickxella alabastrina
Lineage: Eukaryota; Fungi; Kickxellomycota; Kickxellomycetes; Kickxellales; Kickxellaceae
Product: cytochrome b5-like heme/steroid binding domain-containing protein
Exons: 1
Coding region: 1-435 (144 amino acids)
Molecular function (GO): heme binding
Source: RefSeq, a predicted model, not a curated record
AUGCAUGAGCCAGCAGUGCCUGCGACGGCCAGAUUCAACUUCCCAAUGCGCGGCAGCCCGCAAAUGCUGACCGCACCGGGCGGCGCGCAGGGCCGAGCCAAGAAGGUGGCCCUGAAGCCCGGGUUUUCUCCGCUUGACUGGGCGCGCCUGGUAAAGUCCGGCGAGAACCUAUCCGGAGUCCCAGUGCCCCGGCCCUACACUAUGGACGAGGUCAAGCUGCACAACAAGCGCGACGACUGCUGGAUGGUCAUCGGCAACAAAAUCUACAACGUCACCAGAUACAUGGACUUCCAUCCCGGGGGCAAGUCUCAGCUAAUGCGCGCCGCCGGCAAAGACGGCACAAAGCUGUUCUACGAAUCACAUGCUUGGGUCAACCCAGACAACAUCUUAGGCCCAUGCCUGGUGGGAUUCGUCGCUGGCCCAGGAGGCUUCUAA